Carassius gibelio (silver crucian carp) is the source of this 5349-nucleotide messenger RNA. Its product is annotated as zinc finger protein OZF-like. The transcript is spliced from 2 exons. Lineage: Eukaryota; Metazoa; Chordata; Actinopteri; Cypriniformes; Cyprinidae. Gene Ontology annotation, biological process: negative regulation of transcription by RNA polymerase II; regulation of immune system process; regulation of cytokine production. The record is from RefSeq and is a predicted model, not a curated record. The coding region runs from base 243 to 1967 and encodes 574 amino acids. Gene Ontology annotation, molecular function: DNA-binding transcription factor activity, RNA polymerase II-specific; RNA polymerase II cis-regulatory region sequence-specific DNA binding.
AAACACAUUCGUGUGUUUGUCAAACUCCAUUAAGCCUCGGAGGAAGAAGAUUUGUUUCACGCGCUCUCUGUUGUUUUAAUGUGGCGCUGGUUUAAUACAAACUGUUAGAAAUAUAAUUUCUGUAAACAGGAUAAAUACAGUUUUUGAAUCAGGUCAGUAAACACCUGUAAUAAUCUCAUCAUCAUAGUCGUGUCUACGUUUUGAAGCAAAGAUAAAUACAUCGGGAAGAGUAUCAGCUAAAGAUGGUGUUUAUUAAAGAGGAGAUUGAGGAGAACACGAGUGAAAUAAAAGAAGAGGAACCAGAAACCUGCAGAAUAAAACACGAGGAACGAGGAGAGUUUAUUGAAGAAAGUGAGGAGAACAAAAAAUGGAGUGAAGUUGAGAAGAAAAAUCAUGUCAAAACUGGAGAAAAACCUUUGACUUGCUCUCAAACCAAACAGGAAGAUCUAAAGAAAAGAGCUUUCACCUGUACUCUGUGUGGAAAGAGUUUCACAUACAAAUAUCAUCUUGAUUUUCACAUGAGAGUUCAUACUGGAGAGAAACCGUUCACUUGUAAUCAAUGUGGAAAUAGUUUUGCACACUUAAAAACCCUUAAGAGACACAUGAGAAUCCACACUGGAGAAAAACCUUAUAAGUGUUCACACUGUGACAAGACAUUUAGACACUCAUCACAUCUCAAAACACAUAAGAGGAUCCACACUGGAGAAAAACCUUAUAAGUGUUCACACUGUGACAAGAGAUUCAAUAAUUCAUCAAGUCUGAAAAUGCAUGAGAGGAUCCACACUGGAGAGAAACCGUACACUUGUAAUCAAUGUGGAAAUAGUUUUGCACACUUAACAACCCUUAAUAGACACAUGAGAAUCCACACUGGAGAUAAACCUAUUAAGUGUUCACACUGUGACAAGAGAUUCAAUAAUUCAUCAAAUCUGAAAAUGCAUGAGAGGAUCCACACUGGAGAGAAACCGUACACUUGUGAUCAGUGUGAGAAGUGUUUCACACGCUUAUCACAACUGAAGGAUCACUUGAACAUCCACGCUGGAGAGAAACCCUACUCAUGUGUUCAAUGUGAUAAAAAAUUUAUGAGGGCUUCAAACCUGAAGAAUCACCUCACAGUUCAUACAAAGGAGAAGCCGUAUUCAUGUUAUUUGUGUGGAAAGAGUUUUUCACGCUUUUCAAAUUUGAAAGGACAUCAGAAAAUACAUACUGGUGAGAGAGAGUACAUAUGCUCUGAGUGUGGAAACACUUUCACUUCAGCGGACAGUUUAAAACAGCAUGAGAGGAUCCACACUGAAGAAAAACCUUAUAAGUGUUCACACUGUGACAAGAGAUUCAAUCAGUCAGCACAUCUGAUAACACAUGAGAGGAUCCACACUGGAGAAAAACCUUAUAAGUGUUCACACUGUGACAAGAGAUUCAGAGAUUCAUCAAAUCUGAAAACACAUGAGAGGAUCCACACUGGAGAAAAACCUUUUGAGUGUUCACACUGUGACAAGAGAUUCACUCAGUCAGUACAUCUGAUAACACAUGAGAGGAUCCACACUGGAGAAAAACCUUAUAAGUGUUCACACUGUGACAAGAUAUUCAGAAACUCAUCGUAUCUGAAAACACAUGAGAGGAUCCACACUGGAGAGAAACCGUACACUUGUAGUCAGUGUGAGAAGUGUUUCACACACUCAUCACAACUUAGGGAUCAUAUGAACAUCCACGCUGGAAAGAAACCCUACUCAUGUGUUCAAUGUGAUAAAACAUUUUUGAGGGCUUCAGACCUGAAGAAACACCUGACAGUUCAUACAAAGGAGAAGAAUUUAAGUUUUUUGGGUGAAAAUAUUUUUUCAAUUGUGAAAAUAUAUCAAAAAACACAUACUGGUGUCAAAAAGUACAAGUGCUCCAAGUGUGAAAACACUUUUACGUCAGGGGCCAGUUUAAAACAGCAUGAGAGGAUCCACACUGGAGAGAAACCUUAUUAGUGUUCACACUGUGACAAUAGAUUCAGGAUACGCACACAUUUUUUAUCGUAUAGGCGUUUCGUCCACACGCAUCCGGCGUUUUUGUAAGGUGAAACCGCUAUUUUUUGAAACCGGGUCCCAGAGUGGAUAAAUUUGAAAACGCCGUCUUUGCGUUUUCGUCUGGACGGCUAAUCCGUAUAUUUUCAGAAACAAUGACGUCAUCAGCCCACGUCUCCCCCCAAGUCAGACACCUCUACGUCACGUAACAGCAACAAAAACAUGAACAAACACUGAACGAUUGUCUUUAUUAACUAACAUUAACACAGAUUAAUAAAUGUAUUGUUCCAUGUUCGUUUGUGUACCACGCGCAAGGUUUAUGAGCAUAGUCCAAGUCUUCUUCUCUGUUUUUAGUGUAUCUCUGUGUCAGAAUUACAGUGCCACAUACUGGUCUGGCAUGUAUACUACAUCAUUUUGCGGUUUCGUGUGGACGCGGAUAUUUCUUGAGACGAGGAAAAAAAAAGAUGGGAUUGGGGUAAGCUCCGUCUCCGUGUGGACAGGGCCUCAGUCAGUCGUCAAAGCUUCAGUCAUUCAUCUGCUCUACACAUACAUACAAAAAACUAUCACUGUAAGGCCCCGUACAAACAGAGAUGCCUUUAGCUGUAUAUGUACAAAUUUUGUAUCCUAUUGGUGUGUCCUCUAGACGGAUCCGGUGUUUUGGCAGCAUUAAACUGCAAAUUUUUCUUAAUGGGUCCCAGAGUGGAUCGAUCUGAUGUGUUUACAAUGUGUUUACACUCUGCUUUUGAAGAAAUAUUGUAGUAUCAUGCUACAGUCUUCAUUCUGUCAGCUGCAGCUACAGUCUCUGUUUUUGUACAACAUCACAUGCAUUCACAUUGGUGUUAACUCUUAACUGUGCGUUCACACCGCCGGCGUCGAGAGCGUCAAAAAUCGCUCUUGCCGCUCUGCUCACGACGCUGCAGAAAGAUUCGUGAGCGCUCAGACGCUCUGACGUAGAUCGAAUGCUUAUUUUGUAUUUAAAGCGGCCGCAAAGCAAACAGUGUCUUGUUCUCGUGCGGACUAACCACAAGGAGAGUAACGUUAUAAGUUAACCUCAUUAAAUAUUGUUGUGGACGAAAUAUUAAGAUCCUUUACUUAAAACGGACAAUCUCAGACACCUUGGUCCACGUAUCACUUUUAAUAAAUUUUUUAUGUCCCUUGCAAACGCGAAACAGAAAUAAUCAACCUGUCCUAUAUUGUGCUUGGGAACAAAUGUGGUCGGAGCUGCAUUCUCUGGAAUCCUCUCAAGCGGUGGACUUCUACGUUCCGAUUGGUUGCUGCCCAACCGCGUCAUAGCUCAUUACCAUAAAGUUGCCUUGAUUUCAACUCUCCUCGACGCUCUCAACGGCCAAGUCGCGCCGCGCCGCUCCUCACCGCUGCUCGACGCCGGCUUACAUUGAAAAUUACUUCCGGCCGCUUUGACGCUCUCGACGCCGGCGGUGUGAACGCACAGUUAGACUUACUCUCACGGGUCACUGCACUUAUUUGCAGACACAAAAGUACAUUACUUUUAUGUGCUUUAAAGCCUUACUUGUUCAUUAAAUUUAUUGAAUGUUCCUGCAAAGUAAACCAUGACAUUCAAAUGCACAUAAAACGUCUACGAUGGUACAUCAAUGUUUCACAGACAAACCGUGAAAUUACUGUUCAAUUAAUUUGCUUGUUAAGAUAAUGUAAAUUCAUGAGGCAAGAAACACUUAAAAGCAUACUCCUAUAGCUUAAAUAUUCUGGUUACAUUAUCCUAAUCUCUUUUCGAUAAAAUCUAUGCAAAAUAAGGUUGCCAACCAUUCUUUAUAAUAUAGAAUUGUCCCGUAUUUAAGCCAUCGGUGAAGUGUUCUGUAUGAAAGCUAUACAAAACAGUUUGUCCUGUAUUUUCGCAGGAAUACGCCAUAUGGCCAUUUAGACCAUACAAAUAACACAUUAAUAAUUAUUUUUGCACAAAUCAUUGUUUGAAUUGUGUUUGUAGCCUCUCAAGGAAGGCUUUAAGACCUUGCAGAAUACUCUGAUGCCUGAACGCUCUCACUUCACUCGUGCUAACGGCAAUCCACGGAAGAGGAUUUGGUCCAUGCAAUAAAAAAAUAAAACAUCUUGAGAUUAAAAUUUUUACAUUUCGAGAGAAAUGUUGAAAUAAAAUAUUGAAAACAAACUUGUUAAAUUACAAAAAACUGUUGUAACAUUUGGACAAAAAAUAAAAUGAAAUAAAACUUUUUUUAAAGGUAAUCAAAAGUGCAAAGAGAAAAAUCACACUAUUCUUGACUUAAAAACUGUUGUAAUACAGUUGCUUUAGGAGUUAGUCUAUAUAGUGUUUAUAUCUAGAUUUGUUCAUCUAGAGUCUCUGGCCAUGGAGUGAACGGUCACAUUCCAUGUGACACCAACAUUUAAGUAAAUGUUAAAAUGCACAUUUUGUUGUGAAUCUUUUUGUUAUUUAGGAUUUCUGUUAAAGUGUUAUCUGAUUGUUUACUUUUUCAUUUUGUUUGGUAGAAGCUACAUGGGUAUAUUUAGAGGUUGUUGGUACUACCCCGUCAGUCGGUUUAUCAUCUGAGCUGAUUUCAGUUCUUACAUUGUAUUGUUACUCUGCUAGCAGGGCAGAUUUAUUCUUUUUGUAGGCCUGUUUUAGUUCAGUUAUUUUUCCUUUAUUUUAGUUGAGUUUGCAGGAAUUCUGUUGAACUGGACUUUUGAUAUAUCUGCUUCUGUGGAUUUGAUUAACAUUUUUGUUAUUGUUUUGAGGGAAGAAUAAAUUGACCAUUUUUUCCACAACUGUCCUGCUUGUUCUUGGCUACCACCACAGUAUCUUUGUUCUUAAUUUUAACACAACGUUCCCAUGGGUCCUUGAAGGCCCUGGAAGGUUUUUGAAAAUAAACAUACAUAGAUACGGGUUCUUGAAUAUAUACUUUGUACAAGAAGUCUUCUGAAAAAAAAAAUCCAUAUUCCCUCUGGUCUGCUAAUGUUAAUUUACCAACACUCUGUGGUCUUUGCCUUGAUUUCAUUUUAUUUUGACAAAAAAAUAAAAUGUUAAGAAUAAACUAAUUGAAUAAACACACUCGUUUCAUGUUCAUUUCAUCUCAUUGGACGGCGUUAUUCAGUGGCGAAAAAUAGAGAAUAAUGCACAGGUGUAUUUUAUGAUCGACUGGGAUCGAGACUUUUUGCCAACUCACUUUUCUUCCUUUUCUCAUCCAAUAUUCCAUCAGAAAAGUGUAAAUCAAUUGCUUAAUGAGUGUUUAAUAGUAAUGUAUUAAUAAGAGUUAGGCUAUAGGGAGGGUUUUGUUGUCCCAAUUAGGCAUUAUAUAUAUAUUUAAUUUCAAUAAAAAAAACAACAUUGUUAUUAAAAUCAAUGUUAUUGCACCCCGUUAAU